Molecule: messenger RNA, 2754 nt
Organism: Trichoderma gamsii
Lineage: Eukaryota; Fungi; Ascomycota; Sordariomycetes; Hypocreales; Hypocreaceae
Exons: 2
Coding region: 1-2754 (917 amino acids)
Source: RefSeq, a predicted model, not a curated record
AUGGCGCAGCCCACGCCCGAAGAUGCUAAUGGCGUCAAGAUACCCGACGGCGAUGCGGGCGAGAACGGCCAUGUCGUUGCGGCGCCCGGCAAGCGAAAGCGCGACAGCGACAAUGGCGACCGGCCCGAGGACGGCGGCGACGAGAUGGAUGUGGAUAGCAAGGUCGAACAGCCCGACGACGACGAUGACGAUGACGACGACAGCAAGAUGCCGGAGCCCGAGGAGGACACGACAAAGAGCAAAGAGGUUAUCAAGGCCUUUGUCGAGGUGCUGCGGAGUUUUGCCAUUGGACCCUCAAUCCUCGGCCGCCCUCUAUCGACGCCGGAGCCGGAAUCUGAAGAUGAGCCCCAUGCAAAGCGUCAGAAAUCGGCCGAGCCGCCAACGAAGCUGAGCAUCGCCGACAAAGUGGCUGCCGAUUCAUACACCUCCCUCAAUGCCAUCGCAGCAGACCUUGCUUCUGCCGUCAAAGCCUCGCUGUCUGAAAUGGACCUCGGGUCUUCGGAUUCUGGUGCAAGAGCUGUUAGCCUGAAAAGGGCCGCGCAGAUCAACGAAUUCCGAGACAGAGCCAUGGAUCUACUCCGCCGCGAAAAAGCGUAUCCCAACACGCGACAAGAGUCUGCACACGAAGGAGUCGAGGUGCAUACUGCAUCCGAAAAGAGCGAAAUGGUUUUGUCGCUAGUUGGCUAUGCGCCUCAGGAACGGCGUUUGUUUUCUAGUUUACCGCUGUCCAAAGAUGUCGAUUUGUCUGACCUAAGCCUCCCGCCUGGCGUGUCCAUCACCCGAGUCAUCCCCUCCAAUUCUCAAGACCGAACGCAAACUCUCGGCGAGCUAUUUGCUCCCCCGCGUCCCCUUCCGCCUCUUCAGCCACCCAAACAGCCAAAGACACAAGCCAAGGGAAAUCGCCUAGACUUUUACCAUCCGCACUUGACCGACAGCUCCCGGUACCGGGGCAACUCCUACUUCAACACAAAAUUGUCCACUGGUUAUUACUUGGAUUACAGCCAGGCGACGCCUUCAUGGCAGACUAAGACAAAGCAGCAUGAGCGUGCGCAAAGUCUUGCCGGCCGGAAGCCCUCGCUUUCCGAAUUAGAAAUGUCCGAAAUGGAGACGCUCUUCCGAGGGGCCUUUUCCACGUUCGCGCCAUGCAAAGAUGAUACUGCUGCAGUAGUGCCGUCUAGCGUUGCCGGCCGGAUUUGGUGGCAGCGUAGUGGCAAGCAGAGCUUCCAGCGAAUGAUUGAAGUGGAAUACUAUGGCGACCUCCAAGAUGCGGAACCCGUCGACCCCACGCGGCCAAUAGAAUUAGACGAAGGCGCAGUGCAAGAAGCCAUUGAGAACUGGGACGAGACAGUUAUCGAUCCUUCAUUAGACGACGUGAUGGGAUCCAAGCACGAUGAGCAGGACAAGGAGGUCGAUGAAAUUCUCGAAGAGGUCAGCGACUUAAUUGAGACGCUAUCUUCUUACCAGCGCAUCCGCAACCUGACGUUGCCCAAUUCGCAAAAUCGCCAGUCAAGCGACCCCGUCAAUGGAGACAUGCUGGCCAAUGCUGGGCCCCAGCCCUCUGAAGAAGAACAGGCCACUUACCUGAUGCUCAAGGCUCAAUUGGCGCUCAUCAUCAAGACGCUGCCGCCGUACGCAGUGGCCAAGCUGAACGGCGACCAGCUUGAUGACCUCCUAAUUAGCACCAAGCUCAUGGUUCGCACUGACCAGUAUAACGGCACUAUGGAUGAGGAUGAGGCGAGCGCUCAAGCUCGCCUCAAGGCGCAGCAGCAAGCGGCGGCACAAGCAGCGCAAGCUAAUGCCAGACAGGCGCAGCGUACGCCCAGCGUUUCCGCCGUACCGUAUCCUAAUCAAUAUGCGGCGGCGGCGGCGGCAAACCAGUAUGGCGCACCCGCUCGGCCUGCCCCUCAGCCUCAGCAUCAGCAGUACUAUCGUCCUACACCAGCUCCCAACUAUCAACAGCCUCGCAAUCUUGGCCCACCAGCUCCUCCUCAGCAAAGGCCUCCCCAACCAAAUCAAUACACUCGUACCAAUGGCUAUCCAAACCAGUAUGCCACCCAGCUUGCUAAAGCCCAAACUCCAUACGGCCAUCAAAGCUUGCCGCAGCAAUAUGCAACCCAACAGAGGCCCAACUAUGGGCAAAUGCCGCAGCAAGGCGUUCCCAACACUCGCUAUAACUUCCAACAGGGCUAUCAGCACCAGCAGCACCAGCCGGGCACACCGCAGGCGCCUGCAAAUUACGGGACGUACGCCAAUAGCCCGGCAGCAAUCCCGGCCAGGACCAUGUCUCCCCAAGUAGGAGCCCGGCAGACAUUUAGUCCAUCGCCUGCUGUACCACAGAACCAGGGUUAUUCAGCACCAGCUCCGACCAUGGCAAGCCAGAUGAACCGAUUUCCUAGUGGGAGCCCCGGAUUGACUGGAUACCAUACCGUCAUCCCGGAAGCCCAGCAGCAGCGGAUUUUAGACCAGGCCAAGGCUCGCGUCGCGGCCCAGGAGAGAUCAUCGGCAAUGUUUGGGGAUAGGCUGUCACAAACGAACACACCGAACUUGUCAGGUAUGGGCCUGGGGGUCAAUAUCGAUGCUAGUCGAAUCGCGGCUAUCCGAGCCAACAUGGCGAACCAGAACAAACCACAGUCCCCCACCCCUUCAAAGCCUGGUGGCGUGAAUGGGACGCCCGGAACGAGCCAUGUACCUUACAAGGUGACUCCUGUCCCAGUCCCCGUCAUCCCUACUCUGCAACGCAAGCCGACUUCAUAG